CGUAAAGGGGACAUGCUGUCGGAGCCCUGCGUGUAACCUAUGGCUGCUGUCACAGACGUUAUAUUCUCCACGGUAUAUACAGAACAUAAGGAAGCGAAGGUCAUCUGCGCCCAUCUGUCGGUGCACGCUGGGGCACUGGAUUUGCGCCCUGGAAUAGAUGCCGCCUGCUGCUGGGUAAGGAGCACGUGACUGAUACAGAGGUGGUCAGGAUUUCCAUGUUUUUUCCUUUGGAUCGGAGGAUAACGUUGUCAUACUGAGGAUGAUGCACAGACUUCCCUUCGGCCAGCUCUUCUUGGCUGUGUUAUUAGGAUUUGCUGGUGGUGUCUAUAUCUACAAGCCUCUUUUACAGCAGGUCAUGCAUGAGAAGAGAGCAGUGGAAGCGGACAUUACUGCCACAGAUACCGCGGAAAAAGGAAAGGAAUAAAGCCUUGGCUGGAUUGUCGCAGAUGUACUUGUAAUGGCGGCUGCUCUGUGUAUGGUUGUUGACUUAUAAUAAUACAUCUAAGAGAAAUGUG
Bufo bufo (common toad) is the source of this 515-nucleotide messenger RNA. It is a transcript of the gene PIGBOS1, whose product is annotated as PIGB opposite strand 1. The transcript is spliced from 2 exons. The record is from RefSeq and is a predicted model, not a curated record. Bases 260 to 424 code for a protein of 54 amino acids. Lineage: Eukaryota; Metazoa; Chordata; Amphibia; Anura; Bufonidae.